Messenger RNA from Lytechinus variegatus (green sea urchin), 2100 nucleotides. RefSeq names its product centrosomal protein of 55 kDa-like. Lineage: Eukaryota; Metazoa; Echinodermata; Echinoidea; Temnopleuroida; Toxopneustidae. The coding region runs from base 123 to 2060 and encodes 645 amino acids. Gene Ontology annotation, biological process: cellular response to lipopolysaccharide; regulation of transcription by RNA polymerase II. The record is from RefSeq and is a predicted model, not a curated record. The transcript is spliced from 8 exons.
UGUGCGUGAUGGCGGCUGCUGAUCGCUGACCAAGAUAUUCCGAGAGGUCUGACGUUAAAAGAGAACAUAAUUUAUCAUUUUGCUGUGGUGCAAAUUUGGGAUAGGGUCAUUCUCUUAUAACGAUGGCUGCUGCUAAAGCAUCGCCGGUUCACAAAAGUCGGACUUAUGGCCAGGCCCAGCAGCGAAUUCAGACUUCCGGAGGGGUCAACACCAGUAGCGGCCAACAUGUAGGGUCCCACUUCUCACGUUCCGCUCCUCAGGCCAACAGUGGGACGGCCAUGCCAGGGUUCAGGAACAUGGACCUGUAUGCACCAGAAGAUAUUGACAUGUAUGGCCCAAACCGGACUAACCGUCAUGGUCAGCAUCGCUUAAUACAAGAAACCCACAAAGUGACUCAAGGGCAUCCAGUCGACCCCUUGCAUGUUCCAUCUACAGAUGACAACUAUGAGACACAGCAUCUGAGGGCACAACUAGGAGGGAUAGGGGUUCUUCAAGAACUGCUUGAGGAUCAAAGACAGGAGAUUCAAGAUUUACAGGAGUGUUUGGAGUUAGUGGUAAAAACUGCCGAGGAGAAUGGCACUCUUGAGGAUCCAGUUUUGCUAGAGAAACUUGAUAGAGUGAGGGUUGGUAGUGUUACAUUGUCGGACACACAAUGGUCCAUGGAACUCAAGAGACCGCCACCAUCGUCCAUGAUGUCACAAGCAGAUGGAAGGGAUCAGAUUUCAAGAUUAACAGAGCAAUUAAAAGCCAAAGACAUUAAAAUCAAGACUCUUGAGAAGAAAAUUAUAGAACUGAGAGAGGAAUUGCAGCUCUCUUCGGAUGAGAAGUCACAGGAAAUAGCGAGGCUGCAAGCUCAGCUUCAGAUCACGUCACAGGAUGGUCAGACAUCCAAGGAUCUAUGCCAGUCCUUGACAGGAGAAGCAGAGGUUCUGAGGCACAAGCUUCAGACCAUGAUUCAACAGUGUCAGGGACUAACAUCUGAGCUGACGGACUUCAAGAAGAAAAAGCUCAGGAAUGGACAGGUUGAGUCCACACCAGCCAUGAUGGAUACCCCAGUGAGCGUGGAGAACCAACUGAAGAUCCAUAGGAGACAGCUGGAGCAGCUGGAGCGUGAGAAGGAGCAGCUCUCAGACCAACUGAAGGAGGUGAUUCGGAUGAAUAAAAGAUGGCAGAAGUACAGCCAGCAGCAGGAUGCUGCCAAAGGGGAACUGACACAGAUCAGAAUUGAUCUGGAGAACAGGAAUAAGGUCUUGGAACUGCAGUGCAAAGACUAUGAGGAACUCAUGAACAAACUACAGAAACAGCUCCAGGAGAAUGAGGAGUGCGUUAGACACCGACGGGUGGACAAGACGGAAGCAGCGCACAAGGAUGACGUCAUCAGGAGGCUUCAGAAGGAGGUCAUUGACCUCGAACAAGACAUCCGCAAAGCUAGACGAGAAAGCAUGAAGUACGACACUGAGGUCGUCAAACAACAGUUGAAGCAGUAUACAGAAGAUUUCCAAAAAGAACAUAUUGAGAAGGAAAAGCUGAAAAGGGAGCAUGCCAUCUUGAACAGGAACCAUCUUGAAGCAGAAGAACUGGUUAGACAACUGAGUCGACAACUUGAAAUUGCUAAAAGAGAGACACAACAACUCCAGCGGGAAAACCAGCAAUUACAGGCAGAUAAGAGAAUGAACGCUGGUUACGUAAACGCGAUGCCAGAUAAUCUAGUUUAUAGGGAAAGACGAGAAUUGACUCCCCAUGGCCUUGGUCAGCAGAAUUCUGUCAUCUCAUUGGAGAACUUCCCAACACUCCCCCAGGACGUCGAGCACGACGGCCCUCCCAACGGACCCCUGUCCGCCCCAUCUCGUACUCUGGCACACCUGUCCAUGGUCUCACCCCCGGUCUCCCCUCCCACAGCGUCCCCGUCGUCAGGCAGGGACUCGGUGGACUGUAACCAAGGUCAAAGGUCGUCAUUCAGCGACGACGAGCCUCUCCAGUGCCCUCGGUGCUUGAGGGAAUUCCCCGUGGUGAAACACUCAGACUUCAUGAGGCACACAGAACAAUGCCUUGACAAGUGAUAAUGGCCUGAGGGGUGAUGUAGGGACAGUGCUUUGAUAA